This is a messenger RNA of Cyphomyrmex costatus, 2373 nucleotides long. RefSeq names its product protein KIAA0556. The coding region runs from base 647 to 2155 and encodes 502 amino acids. The transcript is spliced from 11 exons. The record is from RefSeq and is a predicted model, not a curated record. Lineage: Eukaryota; Metazoa; Arthropoda; Insecta; Hymenoptera; Formicidae.
GAAUGAUCAUUAUCAAAAGCAUAUAUUGGAUGAAAUGUAUUCUAUAAUCUAUAAAUAAUACGAAUAAGUAAACAGUACUGACGUAUGUACGCAUACAUCCCGGUAUAUCCUUAAUGAGAGUAUUGUGUUGAAUAGCGCGCAUCUUUUACUCUACAUUUAUUUUUUAAUUUAUUUGCGUCAUUUAAAAUUUUAUACUAGCAACAUUUACUUUUUAUAAGAUUUAAAUUAAAGCUUUAAAGAUUUUUCGAUAACGGGCCGAUCACACUAGCAGUCGUAUAUGGCAUUCAACGCGUUGCAAUCUUCCACAUAUUUGUAUAAUAAUAUGCAAAUACGAAAUAUAAUUAAGUUUAUAUAUUAUUUUUAGAUAAACUAUACAGAAAUUUUAUUAUUCCUGAACUACCAUCCGGAGAUUCGUUAGUCAUUGAUAUUAUUUCUACCUGGGGCGACAAACAUUACGUAGGCCUGAAUGGUAUUGAAAUUUUUUCAAAUACUGGAGAACCAGCGAAAAUAAAAGAGAUACGUGCACAGACGACAAGCGUUAAUCAAUCACUGAACAAUGAUCAUAAUCCUUAUAUAAUAAAUAAUUUAAUUAAUGGUAUCAAUCGAACGAGAGACGAUGCAAAUUUAUGGCUAACACCUUAUUCAAAUGAAUUACAAUAAAUCCAGAAUACAUUCCUUUCGAGGAGCCAAAGAUGUUAUUAUCAAAUUGAACGAUAUUAUCAUUUUUUACGGAGAAAUUGCUAAAGCUUCAGGAGAUGAUAUGGGUAGCCUUGAUUCUUUUGGAGAUACUAUAUUAUUUACGACGGACGAAAAUAUUCUGGAAUUGAUAUCAAAAUAUGAUAAUACAUUCAUAGAAUUCAAUAAUGGGACAUCAGAUUGUGAAGAGAAAGAAAUAAUUCGCCCAAUAACGGCAACGAUGACCAAUGACAUUGCUUCAGCGAGACGUAAUAGUGACGAAUCUAUUGAAAAUUCUCCCAACGCGUAUACUGAUAGCAAAAUUGACGAAACCUGCAUUCUUACUCCUCUAUCUUGCAGAGAGAUUCAGUUAAUUAUCCUUUCUAAUUGGGGUUUACAGCAUUUGGUUGGACUUACCGGCGUAGAAUUAAUCGGGGAUCAAGGUAUAACAAUCCCGUUAGUAAAUGCCAACUUGCAUUGUAACGCGGCUGAUAUGCAUUUAAUGAGAUUAAUUGACGGGCACAAUGUUACAACCGAAAUGGAUUAUAUGUGGUUAGCGGAUUUAACAUUAAAUAAGAGAAUUACGAUAACCGUUACUUUCGAUACAGAUGUGUACCUAACGGGAAUUCGAAUUUGGAAUUACAAUGCAUCUUUGGAGUUGUCUUAUUGUGGUGUGAAACAGUUACUAAUUAAAUUAGACGGUAAACAGUUGCAUGACGAGAAUUCUGAUGAUAGCUUCCUAUUGAGACGCGCGCCAGGAUCUUGUCAUUAUGAUUUUGUCCAAGAAAUUAGUUUCCUUAAUCCACCUAAUCGAGAGCAAUCUUCGAAUCAAAUCAUCGAUCCAAUUACAAGAUCACUCGAAGAACUAGAGUCUUUCGAUUCCAACUACGAAGCUCCAUCGAUGCCACACGGAUUCGUUUAUCAAAUAAUAAUUUUCUCUACAUGGGGAGACUCGUACUAUGUUGGCCUCAAUGGAAUACAGCUAUAUGAUAAUUAUGGAAACGAAAUCAAAUUAACUGCAGAUAAUGUAGCCGCAUUUCCCGAAAGCGUCAAUAUAAUAGAAGGAAUAGAUAACGAUAUUCGUACACCGGACAAACUUAUCGAUGGGAUAAAUGAUACUCAAGAUGGGCGGCAUGCCUGGCUAGCUCCAAUACUUCCUGGACAAACAAAUCGCGUAUAUUUAAUAUUUUAUCAUCCCAUUAUGGUAUCAAUGAUCAAAAUCUGGAAUUAUGGAAAAACCUCACAAAGGAGAGUUAAAGAAUUUGCAAUAUUAGUAGAUGACUUACUAGUUUAUAAUGGGACAUUGGAUAAACAUAACUCAUACGGAUUGGUAACGUUUGUAAAGGAAAACAGCAAUGAGAAUCUGAUAAACCGUUCAGAGCAAGAGGGUCGUCUUUUAAAUUUACGAAGAAAUACUUCAGGCACUAAUUUAUUACCGGAUCCAUCCCUUCGCCCGCAUACAUCUUUACAAUUUAAAUAAUUGUAACGCUAUAUACCUAUAUAUUUUUAUACUUACCGAGAUUUUCAUCUUUAUAUUAGUGUCCCGUUUAAAUAAUUAAUGACAGCAUUAAACACACGCGCGCGCGCACGUUUAUACAUAUAUACAUUUGGAGUGUUCCAAAAUUCGAGGGUAAUAUCAUUGCUGCGUGAAACUUCGUGAAAAGUUAUGCGAUUAAAGUGUAAAAAAAAAACCAUUUU